CAGGACACUUGUCUAGUCAAUCAAUUAAUCCCGCUUAGCUGAAGCCGGGUGAAUUUAAAGAACCGCGGUCACAGGGAAAAAUUGCGCAUGUCCCGUCCCCAUGAAAUCCUCGAUCCGCCAUCCAAUCGAUCUAUGCAUUCGCCGUUUUCAUUUCUGUCGAACGUAGACGGUCUUGUAUGUCGGGCUGUUUAGUGCUGCGCUGCUUCUGAUUGUGCCCCAUUGUUAAUUCUAGACCAAGAGCGAGUCGUGCAAACGGGUUGCCAAAAUGGGGUCCCUAUUCCGGAGCGCGGAAAUGACCCUGUGCCAGCUGUUUUUGCAAAGCGAGGCUGCUUAUGCUUGUGUGUCUGAGCUGGGGGAGCUGGGACUUGUCCAAUUCCGGGACUUAAACCCGGACGUGAACGUCUUCCAACGGAAGUUCGUGAACGAGGUGCGAAGAUGCGACGAGAUGGAGAGAAAGUUGAGAUACCUGGAGAAGGAGAUCAAAAAAGAUGAAAUUCCGAUGCUGGACACUGGUGAGAAUCCGGAAGCUCCCCAGCCAAGGGAAAUGAUCGAUUUAGAGGCGACUUUUGAGAAACUGGAGAAUGAGCUGAGAGAGGUGAAUCAGAACGCAGAGGCUUUGAAGAGGAACUUCCUGGAGUUGACCGAGCUGAAGCAGAUUUUACGUAAGACGCAAGUGUUCUUUGACGAGCACGAGGGGGGCACAAAUCCCACUGAAUCUAUGACGAGGGCCCUCAUUAGCGAGGAUUCUAUUGCAAGGCAAACCGGCCCCGUGCAGCUCGGUUGUCCGGAGAAGCAAUACGACCCCGAGGAAUACUACCCAUGCUUCGUCGCUGGAGUGAUUCUGCGGGAGCGGAUUCCUGCGUUCGAGCGCAUGCUUUGGAGGGCCUGCAGAGGCAACGUCUUCCUGCGCCAGGCCGAGAUUGAAACUCCUCUGGAGGAUCCCUCAACGGGCGAUCAAGUCUACAAAUCAGUGUUCAUCAUUUUCUUCCAAGGCGACCAGCUGAAGACGCGCGUGAAGAAGAUCUGCGAAGGCUUCAGAGCGACUCUCUAUCCCUGCCCGGAAGCACCGGCCGAUCGUAGGGAAAUGGCCAUGGGCGUGAUGACGCGCAUUGAAGACCUGAAUACGGUUCUGGGCCAGACGCAAGACCAUCGGCACCGCGUUCUAGUGGCGGCCGCCAAAAAUAUCAAGAACUGGUUUGUAAAAGUGCGCAAAAUCAAGGCGAUCUACCACACGCUCAAUCUCUUCAAUCUGGACGUCACCCAGAAGUGUUUGAUUGCCGAAUGUUGGGUGCCCGUUUUGGAUCUGGAAAAUAUUCAGCUGGCUUUGCGACGUGGAACGGAGCGCAGUGGCAGCUCGGUGCCGCCAAUCUUGAACCGAAUGGACACGCCCGAAGACCCGCCCACUUAUAAUCACACCAACAAGUUCACCACCGCCUUUCAGGCGCUGUAUGACUCCUACGGAAUCGCCUCCUACCGAGAAAUGAACCCGACCCCCUACACCAUCAUCACUUUUCCCUUCUUGUUCGCCAUCAUGUUUGGUGACUUUGGGCAUGGCACGCUGAUGGCCCUCUUCGGCGUCUGGAUGGUUAUGAAUGAAAAACCGCUAGCGGCCAAGAAAUCUGACAAUGAGAUCUGGAACAUUUUCUUUGGCGGCCGCUACAUUAUCAUGCUGAUGGGGUUCUUUUCCAUGUACACGGGCCUGAUCUACAACGAUGUUUUCGCAAAGUCUCUGAAUAUUUUCGGGUCUAGUUGGAAGGUUACGAAUGUGACCAAAGAUUACGUGUUGAACAUGCAGACUGAGCACAUGUUGGAUCCUGCCAGUACCGACUACGUUGGUUACCCGUACCCGUUCGGGUUGGAUCCGGUCUGGCAACUGUCCAAGAACAAAAUCAUCUUCCUCAAUUCCUUCAAGAUGAAGCUAUCGAUCAUCAUCGGAAUCACCCACAUGUUGUUUGGAGUGGCCAUCAGCUACUUCAAGAACAUGCACUUCAACAAUCGGCUCAACAUCAUCUGCGAGUUUAUUCCACAGGUGAUUUUCCUCAGCUUCCUGUUCUUCUACAUGGUGAUCCUGAUGUUCAUCAAAUGGUUCAAGUACUUUGCCAGCAACGACCGUACGUACAUUCAUUUGGGGACGCGCUGCGCGCCAUCGAUUCUCAUCACCUUCAUCAACAUGGUGCUGAACAAGGAGACGCCCUUUGAGGAUAUAUGCAUAACAUCGGACAUGUACCCAGGACAGAUGGUCAUCCAGAAGAUCCUGCUGUUUUGCGCCUUUGUCUGCAUCCCCUGGAUGUUGCUGGCGAAGCCCCUAAUGAUUCAGCGCGCCAGAAAGGCGGCAAGCCUUCAUCUAGUGAACCACAACCAGCUGCACUCAGCUACGGAAAACGGCGACGCUGAGCAAUCGAUUCACAAUAACACGUCGCAAACGCCAGUUGCACAGGGACAGGAUGAAAUGGAUGAGGAACCGAUGUCUGAGAUCUACAUCCAUCAGGGGAUCCACACCAUCGAAUAUGUUUUGGGCUCGAUUUCCCAUACAGCUUCGUAUCUGCGAUUGUGGGCUCUAUCGCUGGCUCAUGCACAAUUGUCGGAGGUUUUGUGGGGCAUGGUCCUGAACAAGGGGCUGACGGUGGAAGGGUGGGCAGGCGGUGUGGCCCUCUACAUAAUCUUCGCAGUCUGGGGCGCCCUCACUAUCUCAAUCCUUGUCCUCAUGGAGGGGCUGUCCGCCUUCCUCCACACUCUUCGUCUGCAUUGGGUAGAGUUCUGCUCCAAGUUCUACUCGGGCGCUGGCUACGCCUUCCAACCCUUCUCCUUUGAGGUGAUCUUGGAUGCGGCCGGCCAGAUCAAGGAAGAGUAGUAGGUUGAGGCAACAGCCUCAUGCUCUGCAUCUAGAUGUUGCUGAAUCGUAAUGCUGUACUUAAGAGCAUUUGUUUCUCUGUGUUGCUGAAUACAAAUUGUAUUAUUGUAUUCGUAUGAUUAAAGUUGUAAAUGAAAA
Messenger RNA from Dendroctonus ponderosae (mountain pine beetle), 2989 nucleotides. RefSeq names its product V-type proton ATPase 116 kDa subunit a 1 (gene Vha100-1). The record is from RefSeq and is a predicted model, not a curated record. The transcript is spliced from 16 exons. NCBI's taxonomy places the organism in Eukaryota, Metazoa, Arthropoda, Insecta, Coleoptera, Curculionidae. Gene Ontology annotation, biological process: proton transmembrane transport; vacuolar acidification. Bases 266 to 2851 code for a protein of 861 amino acids. Gene Ontology annotation, molecular function: proton-transporting ATPase activity, rotational mechanism; ATPase binding. Gene Ontology annotation, cellular component: plasma membrane; vacuolar proton-transporting V-type ATPase complex; vacuolar proton-transporting V-type ATPase, V0 domain.